UUGACUCCAGCUGCAGCAUUGUUUGGAUUCAUUUCUAUCACUAAGGAUGAAUAUCCUAAGUGGCUUCCAGAUCUUUUUGAAGAAGCAGAAAUUAAAUACCACGACAGACAUCAGUUCUCCAGCAUGUUGGAAGAAUCAGUCAAGAACUUCUGGAAGAGACACCUUUACCAUGAUUUGCCUGAAUUAGAACAAUACAGAUUCGCAUUCUCUAAUUCUUAUUUCAGUUAA
This is a messenger RNA of Trichomonas vaginalis G3, 228 nucleotides long. RefSeq lists its product as uncharacterized. NCBI's taxonomy places the organism in Eukaryota, Parabasalia, Trichomonadida, Trichomonadidae. The transcript has a single exon. The record is from RefSeq and is a predicted model, not a curated record.